This is a messenger RNA of Phytomonas sp. Hart1, 633 nucleotides long. The record is from the annotation of a GenBank genome assembly. NCBI's taxonomy places the organism in Eukaryota, Euglenozoa, Kinetoplastea, Trypanosomatida, Trypanosomatidae.
AUGCCCAAGGCGGCCAAACGGGGUCGAAAGCCGCUUUCCAAGCAACCCCAACCCGAGGCGGCCGCCCCCUUUUCCUCCUUCCCCCCCCUCGUUGAGUCCAUCGAGACGGUGGAGGCGGUGGAGCACAUUUUGCUCCGAUUUCCCUGCUUUGAUUACUUCCGGAACGUCCACGUGUGCGAGCGCCCCUCCGAGGGGGGCCCGGCUUCCCCCGAGGCGAUUUUUCACCCCGGCGGGGUUCAAUUCGACGAGGAGUCGCCCCCGGAGCGGGGGGUGGCCCAUCCGUUAGUUUUUCUCAACCCGGGAAGCCCUUCUCGGAUGGUCUUUCGCGGGUCCUGGGAGGAAACCCUCCCGGAAGGAGAGGGGGGGCGGACCAAUCGCGUGAUUCUCCACCUCACGCCGCGCGGGAGGAGGGACGGCGACGAAGCGGGCGAGUCAAAGGACGGCGAAACAAACGAAAUGGAAAAGAAACCAACCCCGUCGGUGGUUUCCAGUCUUUUUCGUCAUCGCCGGGAAGGGGUCACCGCGGAUGAGAAGCGGCAGAGGGAGGAGCAGCGCGCAAAGGGGGCAGGGGAUUGGGUCUACGAUAAGGUCAUCACGCCAUCCGCAGUCUUGGUAAUGUCAAGAAUCGGCUAA